Messenger RNA from Diversispora eburnea, 356 nucleotides. Lineage: Eukaryota; Fungi; Glomeromycota; Glomeromycetes; Diversisporales; Diversisporaceae. The record is from the annotation of a GenBank genome assembly.
UUUUAGGAUUCCUAAAAAGCCAUUUGACAGGUGAUUUUUAUACUUGGAUGAGAAUUGCUAAUCCAGUAGAAGCUCCUAUGCCCGAUACACAAAAAAUGAUUAAUGAGAAAACACAGGUACUGGUUCCGCAAACCGUUGAACCGGUUAGACAGCCAAGAGGCCCCCCAUCAAAUUUAAAAACAGAAAAAGAUUAUAAAAAUUAUUAUGUAGCGAAAAUACUUAAUGAUUUAGGUAUAUAUAGUAAUGAAGAUUUAGAUUCACAUUAUCCUAAAAAACCUUUUCAAAGAACAAACCAAUUCGCUAGAAUGGAUAGAAUAGAAUCAAAAGUAGACGAAAUUGGACAAAUGACAUCUUAA